UUUAACAACUAAUCAUCCUCUCAAAACAAAAUUUAAUAAAACAGCUUUAUCAUUUGUAAUUUACUUUGUGUCAAGGAAUCACCAUGCUAUUAUUUUAACAUGAAUCGUGUAUCAUGCAUUAGCCGUAACCAUCAAAGGACAAAGAUUACACACCCACUAACCCACCCCCAUAUGGAAUUGUUCUUCUCGUACGAGGUAUAACUAUUAAAAUAUUAAUCAAAUAAUUGAAUUAAUAAAGUCGCUAAAUGUCAAUUUUCAUAAGAAAUCACGCAAGUAAAUUAUUAAGAAUCAUACUAAUUUCAAUCAUUUUAUAAGAUUAAUUGUACCUUAAACAGAGUACAAAUAGACAUUCCCAUAUCCAAAUAGAAUGACCAAAAUUACGCAAAACAUGAGGAACAAAUAUCAAGUUUUGUUAUUUCUUUUUCUGCAAACAAUUUUAAUCUUAAAUUGGAGUACCAAUACUUUGGGACAUCGUCACAAAAAUGGGAAUGGUCAUGGUCAUGGUGAUGGUGUGCAACCACUCUCCCAGAUUAAUAUUCUCAGUACUAAAUUUGCCAUUCACAACAAGGCUUCCGUUCGUGUUUCGACCAUUCUGCUGCCUACCGAGGAAAAUGAAGACUCUACUAUACUUGGUACAAGUAGGUCAAUGAUUCAAGACAUACAGGGAAAUGAGUCAAAUGACUAUGUCCGCCCGGUAACAGUUACUCUGAUGUCUGACAAUCCAUCGUCUGAUGAUUGGGUCGGAGUCUUCUCCCCUGCAAAGUUCAAUGCAUCUACAGACUGUAAAGAAGUUGGUAAUUGGAGAGUUGAGGACCCAGUUAUAUGCACUGCUCCUAUAAAGUACAAAUAUGCAAACUACUCGAAUUCAAAUUAUCUCAAAAAUGGAAAAGCUGAAUUGAAGUUCGAGUUGAUUAAUCAAAGAGCAGAUUUUUCCUUUGCAUUGUUUACUGGAGGCUUGUCUAAUCCAAAGCUGGUGGCAGUUUCAAACCCUAUAUCUGUUUUUCCAAACCCAAAAGCACCCCUUUAUCCUCGACUUGCUAUGGGAGAAACUUGGGAUGUGAUGACAGUGACAUGGACAAGUGGUUACAACAUAGGUGAAUCUGUUCCUUUUGUUGAGUGGGGGGCUGUGGAUGGAGCUACCAUUCAAUCACCUGCAGCAACUUUUACAUAUACUCGUAACCAAAUGUGUGCUUCACCUGCACGAACAGUUGGUUGGAGGGAUCCUGGAUUUAUACACACUAGCUAUAUGAAAGAACUAUGGCCAAACACAAUGUACUCUUAUAGGUUGGGUCAUAAGUUACCAAAUGGUUCAUAUGUCUGGAGCAAGAAAUACAAGUUUAAAUCACCCCCAGUUCCGGGAGAAAGUUCACUACAACGUGUUGUAAUAUUUGGGGACAUGGGGAAGGGAGAACGAGAUGGAUCAAAUGAGUAUGCUGAUUAUCAACCAGGAGCACUGAAUACUACUGACCAACUCGUUAAAGAUAUUGACAACAUUGAUGCAGUUUUCCUUAUAGGAGAUUUACCAUAUGCUAAUGGAUAUAUCUCACAAUGGGACCAAUUUACUGCACAAGUUGAGCCCAUUGCAUCAGUUAAACCAUUCAUGGUUGCAAGUGGAAAUCAUGAGCGUGAUGUACCAGAUUCAGGAUCUUUCUAUAUAAGUAAUGACUCUGGUGGCGAAUGUGGUGUCCCUGCUGAAACAACAUUCUAUGUUCCUGCCAAAAACCGAGCUAAGUUUUGGUACUCAACAGACUAUGGAAUGUUCCAUUUCUGCAUAGCAGAUACAGAGCAUGAUUGGAGGGCAGGUAGUGAACAAUACAAAUUCCUUGAAGAAUGCCUUGCAUCUGCUAAUAGACAUAAACAGCCUUGGUUAAUCUUUGCUGGUCAUCGGCCCCUUGGUUAUUCCUCGAAUAAAUGGUUUGGUAUGGAAGGAUCAUUUGAUGAGCCAAUGGGGAGAGAUGACCUACAAAAGUUAUGGCAGAAGUACAAAGUUGAUCUUGCAUUUUGGGGCCAUGUUCAUAAUUAUGAGAGAACAUGCCCUGUUUACCAGAACCAAUGUGUGAAAGAGGGGAGCUCUCACUACUCAGGUGUGGUGAAUGGUACCAUUCAUGUUGUUGCUGGUGGCGGCGGAUCCCACUUAAAUGAGUUCAGUCCCAUAAAAACUGCUUGGAGUAUAUACAGAGACCAGGAUUUUGGAUAUGUUAAGCUAACAGCAUACAAUCAUUCAAGUCUGGAGUUUGAAUAUGUAAAAAGCAGUGAUGGUAAAGUUUACGAUUCGUUCACAAUCUCUAGGGAUUACAAAGAUGUCUUGGCCUGUGUUCAUGAUAGUUGUGAACCCUACACUUUAGCCACUUAAGAUUAAAGAUGAAGCAAUCCUAGCCUAUGAAAGGAAGAAGAUACUUCUUCCUUAUUUGCUACUCCUUGUGGAAUGAUUUGGUUAACAGAGAUUUGUGGACGCGUAACAAAUAAUUACUUGUGGAUAUUGAUGUAACACGAACUGUUUUCUAGUUCGUCAGUCUAUGAAUAAAUGUCACAUGUUUCUCUUCCA
Spinacia oleracea (spinach) is the source of this 2545-nucleotide messenger RNA. Its product is annotated as nucleotide pyrophosphatase/phosphodiesterase-like. Bases 368 to 2353 code for a protein of 661 amino acids. The transcript has 13 exons. The record is from RefSeq and is a predicted model, not a curated record. NCBI's taxonomy places the organism in Eukaryota, Viridiplantae, Streptophyta, Magnoliopsida, Caryophyllales, Amaranthaceae. Gene Ontology annotation, molecular function: acid phosphatase activity; metal ion binding.